GUUUUACAGGAGCAUCUCGUUACUAGGCACACUACCUAGCUCAAGAUCGCCUGCUCAUAAUGCUUGCGGUAAAAAGAUGAACUGGCGCACAAGAAGUUGGGACAAAACGGCCACGAGCAAGAUGACUCCGCCUCAGCGUCAGGCGUUGUUGACAUCAAAAAUGUCAAGACCAUGUGCUCCUGUCGGCCGGCAACAUCGCUUCGGCUUCCAAGUAGAAGCAACAAGUAAAUGUGCUUCAGCUUCGGUCGUUGUGUUUGUGUUUCUCCUUUGGCAGCUGGUUUUGCCUAUCUCCACUUUCCUGCCAGGCGUUGUACUGAUCCACGAAAAUACCUGGUUCCAUACGGGCGCAGCUGCAGCCACGGCCCGACGACACCAGCACUAUCAACCAGAAAAGUGUGUAGCUUCAAGGGGUUGUGUAUUUUUUGCGGACUUGAGGUGCAUGCUAAAUGUCAAUGUUGCAGGGAAACGCAAACAGGUUUGUAUGUAGUGAGGUCACCGAACGGUUCUAACCGGGGAGUUUUUUUGCCAUAAUAUACCCUGAAAAACGGCCGUCAGUUUUCAAGCGGGCGGAAGUGUUUUUUGACAGAAAAAAUUUUCAAUUAUGAAGCGGCCGGGGCUUUGAUAUCAAACAAGCCCGGUCGAAAACUAUCGAUUCGCACUUGAUAAAACGACGCAGGGGAGCCGGCAAAAGGGGCGCCCUUCUGAGGCGCCCACCGCCUUAGUUUCUGGCGAUUUGGGGCUCCCAAAAAGGGGCGCGCAAAAAACGCGCCCAAAAUCAGAACAGCGAAACAGCAUAGCACGGCCGCGAUUUCGGAGCAUUUUGGGCGGCCGCGAAAGCGGCCGCCUUUUCGCCGGUUGCAGUGCCUGGGAAGCUUUGCAAAAAGCGCCGGCGUGAAAAAUAAAAACGCGAAAAAGAAAAAGCGGCCCACACGCGCAAAGCCAAUCCGCAUGCUAUGGGCCCGGUUUUUCUUCGCUUUUUGGGCGCCCCCCGUGGCACCCGGAUCGGCCCCAUAGCAUCGGGGCUGGCUUUCGGAAAGGAAUUUUGGAAAUGUGCCAAAAUUUGCGACGUUUCCCAAGUGGCCGCCAUACCGUGCGGCAUAACGUUACUCGCGGUGGUAUGGCGAGCCCAUAAAAAGCAAAGCCGCGGCCAAGGCUGCGGCCGGCAAAAAAACGUCCACGACCUCACUACCCGCCCCGCCCCGGCGGCUAUAUUUGGUAUUGCAUACCAUGCGUGGACGCACUAGCACUACGCCUACGCAUGAGGCCACGUAUACAAUCCCCGAAAACUACAACCACUGAGGCUCACACUGUUCUUCAGCUUGAAGAUAAGCAUCAGCAGAAAAUCAGAAGGCGGAGCGAUGAGGAAGGCGGGGCUAUGCAAUGCAAAUUUACGAGCUUUUUAGUACCUCCCUACUAGUACAAUACCGGACACACAACUAUGCACUACAACCUGAGAGGACGUGCGCAGAAGCAGACCACAAGUUGCUGUUCUGAAUCACGUUUCUGUUUCACUUUCAGUUGUACCAAGUUUAUUGUCAUGCAAGAAUGCCAACAAAAGUUUUGGUACGUGAUGGCCGGUAAGAAAAAAUGUAUAUUUGCAGUGGAUAUUGCGGGUGAUCGCGAACAAGCAGCACGAUUACUUGUGGGAAGCCACCGGUUGUUGCUGCAUCGAGGGCAAUGGCAGAAGGCACUGCCUGCUACCGCAAAACAGCAACGACACGAGCUGCAAACUACCGGAUAAUAUUUCCCAGGAGGCCGCGAAGGCUAUUGAUCCCCAGCUGCUCUUGCAAAACGACAUCUGCGCCGCCAUUUAUGCGAAGUACCAGGACACGCCGGACGGGAAGGACAUCGUCGUCCGCCUGAACAAACCCGAUUCGUGCUGUUAUCAAAAGGAAAAAUCCCCUUUCCCCAUAUCAAAACGAAGUUUCUGAUGCUGGAUUUCGAUUCGGAUUUGCGUACACAAAUCAGAUAUUUGUCUUGCUGUAGAGGACUGCAGACCCAUAUCAAGCUUGAGUAGAGAGGCUCGGGCCUAGGCGCUUAGCAUGAAAAACGUCCGCGCUGUAGACCCAACAGCAUGUUGACAAACCGCCUGCAUAAUGCCAAUGCGUCGGAGCCACCUGUGGAGUUGCCUUCUUCCAAGACAGGCACGAUUUAUUGUGGUCACAAAUCAGCAACACAAAUCUUCGAAAACGUGCUUGUUUGGCAAUAAUAUGGGGAGGGGGGAUGUUUCCUUACAAGAGCUGUUGUCGUGUGAACACGGUACGCGGAGAGCCGGGGCUCCGGUGCCGGCCGGUGGACGAAAAGUGCUACGCGGAGGGCGUGAGCCUGCUGAAAAAGACCGAGCUAGCCAACGUCCUGGAGCUGCCCCCCUCGGAAACCGAUGCCAAACACCGAAGCGACUGGAUUAACCACAUUCCGGAGGAUGUGCAAGAAAAAAACUGUGUAAGUGUAACCCUGUAAUCAAUGCACAACAUGUUCCAACAGACGUGGCGAGUUACGCAUACGCCUGUCAUGCCAGACAACCAUAAAGUCCUCUGCUCAUGUGUCGUGUUUUCCCUGCUUACAAGCCACGCAGGACCCACUCAUCAUGCAGAGCGAAUUUGUGAUGCUGUCAGCCGAACAAGAUGAAGAAAGUUACACUGAAACAGUUUUUUUCUUCGAUAGAGGACCUGGAUCGGCACUUCAUCUGCUUGAAGGAUAGAAAUGGCGAACUGCAAGGACUGGUGAUGGACCACGACGACCAUCGGCUCGCGACCCAGGUGCUGGACAUGCACAAGGAGAAGCUGUAUGGAAUUCUCAAGUAAUUACAUCCCCAGCUGUUUCUGUAUACAUGAGUAGUUUUGCAGAACAAUUACUGUCACGCUUGUUUCACGGAUCUAUUCAAGUGCUUUUUCGCAGCACAAGUUCUCGACGCGCUAAAUACAUAGCAUUCGAACCUACAAUGCCAAUUUUGCAAUACAAAACGCGCAAAGUCGCCUCACUGGCACUUUCACUAUAUAAAUGAGGUUGCUGCAGCGUCACAAAUUUGUGUAAGGGCUGAAACCGUAGUAGUAACGUUUGAGAACUACGCCAUAAGCUGCUGCAAGAGGCUGUGAAGAAGGAGCAAGAUGCUUUAGCGGACCGCAACGCCGUCGUGCCGGAUAGCGAGCUGUUUUUUGCGCAAUUUCUCCUCGCGGAUUAUCUGCUGCCCCUGUUGGAUCGCAACAAGCACCUAGCCAUAGACGACAACACCGUUCAGCUAGCCCUGGAACUGGCCACGCUGGUGGAAGAGGUGCUCUAUCCAGGAAAAAACACCCAUCCCCAUCCAAUUUGCGAUGCAGAACAUGCAUAAAGUCCUGUGUUUGUCAUGCAAAAAAUGGAUGGGGAUGGGUGUUUUUUCCUGGAUAUGCUCAAGAGUGACCUGUUCCGGCGCCGAAAGGAGGGGGACCCGGAAGACGAUCCCGACCAGGAGGAGGACUGGAGUGAUAUGCGCUGCAACAAAAGCAUCGCACUUGUACGAAUCUUCAUCACAGUCUGGCGUGACAGAUCUGUCUCCUAACUUAAACGUAAACUACCAUUACAGCUUGAGAAUUUUUCUUUUUCAACGUAAAACUUGAAAUACGAUCCUUUUGCAAUGCAUAGCUGAGCGGUUCCAAAAAUUUCUGGAAGACAACAAUAUCACACAGAAAAAAGCUGGCAGGUCAUAUCUGUAAUGCGAAAAUAAAUACACAGAAAAAUCUGUCAUGGGCGGCCUCAUAGCGUGCUGUUUAGGAUACGCAAUACAGAUUUUUUUGUGUAUUUGUUUUUGCAUUACAAAUGUGACCUGCCAGCUUUUUUCUGUGGGAUAAACAAGGCCAAGUACGUAGAGCUCGACGUGUUGAGUCCGCGGACAGACUUUCGGCGCACGUAUAGCGACGCGAACGCGGAUCCCAUUUCUGCCCAGACCGACGGCAUUGACGAUCCCCUGAUUAUGACGCCGUCCAUGCUCUUCCGGAAGCGUUUCCAGGAAAUUCCGCUGCCGGUCCUGAUUGCGCUGGUGCUUGAAUUUUUGGCGCAGUGCGAGAUGUUCGCGAACUUGCCGUGGCGCAGGGAGACCACCGGGGUGCAGCUGCUCAAAGUUUUGGAGGACGUGACCACCUUGGAAAAAAUACAGCACGAGGAACGCAGUCUCGUGGACCAGAUCAACAUGCUACGCAAGAACACAAAUAAUCUUGAUCAUCUCCCGCACAGAUACUAAAAAAUGCAUCACGACAAACUACUUCGCCACUUUAGAGUGUAUUAACGCUUGCCUUUCUGACUAGUAGGAUCGAAUGCAAGUUUUGUCAUGCAGAAUCAGAAACCGCGGCGCGUCUGUACCUGUAGGUCUAGGUGUGCGGACAAUGUUAUUUUAUUGUGGAUAUAUGUUCGAGGCAAGCGACCUUCCCGCGCUGGACAAGGAGCGAGGUAUGAGAACGCAUAACUCCGCUUGUCGUCCCCUCUUCGUCUUCAUUGGUCAUGCAAAAUCCCAAAUCCAAUUGCUGCCUUGUAGCACUAUUUGCAUGACAAACUCAGGACGCCCAAAACACUACUACAGUCGGCGCAUGAACUUGCGAUGCUCAGACUCCAUGAGUGCUGGUGUUUGUAUUGCUGUUCAUGCUACGCGAACACAAAUGAGGGGAACUUGUGCACUUCCAUACAAGACCUGGAACUGCGAGAAGACCAGUAUGGUGAGAUCCAGAACGAAGACCUCCCACUGCGCGUAUCCUGAGCAAAGCCGACGUCCCCACUCCCAGAGUUGUCAUGCAGAUUUAGAAUGACAGGAACAUUUGUGAUGCGCAUCCCCAUGAUAGGCAUUUUCAAUUUGGAAUUUGUGACGCUGGAAACACCAGCAUAGACGAAUGGAUUUGUAAUGCAGCUGUCCUUGCUAACGACCGGCACUACACUACAGACUGCAAGAACUUGACAGGCGUGGCGCUCCCAAAACUUCCGGAUUUGUGGUGCACCACACGUAGUUCCAACUUGACGUAUGGUUAUGGGUCGGUGGAGACGUUUUUCCCCGGGAUAGCACGUGAAGCGGUUGCAAACCGCCGUCCGCGCAGAUCUACACCGCAUGGAGGCGCGAGACGACGUGAAGUUUUAUCCUGUGCAGAAGUAUCGCACUCGUAUUAUAGUCAUGCAUUACAAAUCCUGUCCUUAAGGCAAAUUAGCAUUACAAAUCUUAUUUCUCAUGCUGAGGAAAUUUGUAAUGCAUUUAUACGAGUGCGAUACUUUUGCGAUUUAUAAAUUUCCGCCGAUGCUGAAACUCAUCACGGACAUGCUGUACAAGGCUUUCCGGAAGGAAUGGGACUACGAUCUGCAGUACCAACUGCAAAUAUGUUUGGGUCUGGAAACUUGUGAUGCUGAAAUGUACAUGACUGAAAUACUUCCCAAUGCAGCCAAGCAUGACAAGUUUUCCGGACACUUUCUUAAGCGCAGUCCGCAUGAGAAAUAUCACAAAAGGAGGCGUCGUUUCGUUAGUCAUGCAAUACAGAUUUUACAGGAAUGUAGGACUAGCAUUACAAGUUCAAUGUUUCCAGACCCAGACAUAUUUGCAAUGCAUAUCCAGCAGAAUGUGACCAUUUUCGAGCCGCGCAACCCGUGGCUGGUUUUUUACGAUCGGCUGAAAAAGCACUUUCAGGACCCCGUGGGGGAGAACGCGUGGCAGCGGUACUUUUCCCACCGGCACUAUGGAACUGUCAGGGUUGAAAUUAACAAAGUUGAAAUAAUUUGUGAUGCAUAAAAUCUAUAGCAGUUGGACCCACAGUUUCCAAUCGGCGCAUGACAAAUUUUCCUGGCCUCUGAAGCAAGUCUGUCAUGCUGUUCAGGGCAAGAUGGCUGCUCCCUGUCAUGCUAGUCAGCAGCCCAAUGCUUGAGCUUGACCCUUAGCAGCACUAGAAUUUGCCUCCCUUGCGCCUUCAGCAAUAGAGUCAGUCUUUGUGUCGCAUUUUAUGCAUGACAAAUCAUUUCAGGUUGUGUAGUGGUUUCGGUCGGUUUAGCAUGACAAAUCAUUUCAACUUUGUCGAUUUCAACUCUGACACAUCCAUAGGCACCCGAUCGGAAACCGGCAGUCCGCGGACCUGGCACUGGAGAUGCUCGCUAAGGGCCGCGCAGUUUUGGAGGAGAAAAAGGACGACGUUGCGGAACAACAAGUAUGGAUUGCAGCAAAUAUGUCUGGCGGGUCUGGAAGAGUCAUGCUGCUUUUGCAUGACACAGAAGGCCUGUCAUGGAAGCUCUAGCAUCACAAGUUCCGAGAAGCUUCCGCAAUGCCGAAUCCGCAUCACAAAUGCCCCACUCUGGUGACAGAAAGUGGGCAGCUUUUGCUGCCUGUGCAUGAGAGAUUUUCAUGGAUUGCAAAAUGCGCAUCGCAAGUGUGAAUUCUUGCUCCAGAGGACCCAGACAUAUUUGCAAUGCAUAACAAGCGGAGGGCAGCAAUUCCAACCCGGACGAGAACCAGCAGCACGAAUUUGCGGACGCGGAAACGGGUAAAGAGAAGAGCAAAGUUCCGGCCGAGGUGAUCGCCCUCGGCAUGUUGUUUGCGGUCCAGGUGUAUCAAAUGCAAAAAUGUCUGGGUCUGGAAGAAUUGGAACUUGUCAUGCGAUUUCUGGAAUAGGCAAAAAUUUGUAUUGCAUAAGCACCAAAAGCUUCCCAUUUCUUGCUACGCAAAUAGGGAAUUUCUCAUGCGGGAUAGACAUCAGGAGGCCUGCGCAAAACCUGUAAUGCUUUUCGGUGCAUUAGAGACCAGUUGCGUGAUCCAGAAGAUGCAUGACAAACUCCUGGAAUCUUCCAGACCCAGACACUUUUGCAUUUGAUAAGGUGCUGCAGUUCCGCGGCCUCCCGUGGAGCCGGGCGACGCUGGCGGCGUUCAAGAAGGUGAAACGGGACGAGCGGAGACUGGAGAGGCAGGUCUCCCACCGGGCGGCGGCGGAUGACGUUCUGAAGACGGAAACCGCGUUGCGGGUGGACUCCGAGGUGUUAUCCAGGAAAAAACACCCGUCCCCAUCCAAUUUGUCAUGCAAAACAUGCAUAAAUUCCUUUGUUUGUCAUGCAAAAAAUGGAUGGGGGUGGGUGUUUUUUCCUGGAUAGGUGUUUACCCUGUUCUACAUGCGCGACCUGACCAAGAUCAAAGCCGGGGACCUGUACCAGGACAAGCCGCUGCCGCCCUACGUGUUCCAGAACGUUGGGUCAGAAGAGUUUGACGCGUUUGCGAAGGAUUUAACCGAGACGCUCUACAAUAAGGACGAGGGCUGGGUGCAGCGGGUCCCGUCCCCCUUACUCGCGAGUUGCUGCUGCGACGCGGAAGACCUGAUAGAGCCCUGCAAACCAGGCAAGUGUAGAAGUGCUACUUCAUCUACUAGUAGUGCCAGCAGGACGAUGAACAGCAGUGUCGUGCACGACCAGGAGGACAAAAAUGAAACGGGGCAAACAACGACGAGCGCCUCGAUGAAAAACGCGACAGACAGCAUCUGCAUGGCUCGGAAGAGUGCGAACACAGGAAAAAUCGCACACUACCGACACUUAUCAACUGUAAAAGUGUCUGGGUCUGGAAGAGUGCGCGAUUUGUCAUGCUGCUUUUCCAGGACCCGUGAGGUCUGGAAUGCAGGACCUAGCAUGACAGAUUCUGCGAGACCUUUCUAAUGCCUACCCUGCAUGAGAAACUACCUCCCGACUUGGUCAAAACUGGACGAGUUUUGGUAAUCAUGCAGCACAGAUUUUUGCAUGCUGCAGAUUUAGCAUGACAAGUUGCAAUCCUCCAGACCCAGACAUUUUUACACUUGAUAACACUACGCGGACCUGCAGAACCUGGUGUCCUGUUCCGGCUGUUACGACGACGUGGAGGUUCUGAAAAUUACCAAGAAGCGAACGCCCAUCACCCUGGUCGACGUGGCGCCGAAAGGCAACGACACCCUGUCGCGACAGGCGCAGAAGCACCUGAAAGACAUAGACCCCGAGAAAGAGCACGACGGCGACGACAUCAUGGCGCAACAAGUGAAGCUCUGCCGGCUCACGGAGCCUUCUUCGCUUGGUGCGUUUGAGCGGGACGCGGUUUGCGAGCCCAUGCACCGGUACGCUUACGCCGACGUGGCCAAGAAUCUGUUUCUGUUAUCAAAUGUAAAAAUGUCUGGGUCUGGAAGAUUUCCGGGUUUGUCAUGCACUUUUCGCAUGACUCCUCAAGUCUGUGAUGCAUGCCCUAGCAUCACAGAUUUUUAGAGGGCUUCCUGAUGCCUAUUCUGCAUGACAAAUGCCCUUCCCGUGCUGCAAAAUUUGGACUCUCUUUGCUGCUCAUGCAAUACAGAUUUUUUUAGAAUCCAAAAUCAGCAUGACAAGUUUCAUUCUUCCAGACCCAGACACUUUUGCAUUUGAUAUCUGUUUCCCAGCUACAAAACCGUGUACCGGAAACUGAAUCUAUAUGGAAGUGUCAGGAUUGAAAUCGUCAAAGUUGAAAUGAUUUCUCAUGCAUAAAAUGCAAGGCGCGAAGUGACUUGUCUUGCAGGAAUGGCAAGUGAGGCCGACUGUCAGCCUGUUUGGGGUCUGCGAUUGAGCUGCUAAAGUAGCAUGACAAAAGACGCCCUCUGUCCCUAAGCAGCAUGACAAACUGGAUUUAGACGGUGCCGAAAUUUGUCAUGCGCCGCUUGGAAAUUGGGCUUCCAACUGGUAUCGGUUUCAUGCAUGACAAACUAUUUCAACUUUGUCGAUUUCAAUCCUGACACUCCCAUAAUCUAGACCAACUGGAGCCCGACGAUCGGAAAACGGUCGACCGAGCCAUCAGCUACGUGCAGUACUGUUGCUGCCCCACGCACCAGGCGGCCGGGUUAUCCAGGAAAAAAAUUGAUAGGUGUAUGUAAGAACUUUUUUGAUGGAGGAACAGCAUUACGUCUGGCAUGAGAGCGAAAACCUGUCAGAGCGAAAACCUGUCAUGGAAGUGGGCUGCGCCGUUUCCGUCCCCGUUGCUGGUGCUGGUGCUCCGGGGUGGUUGGCUAUGUCCUAUAGUUGUAUUGGUGGCGUUUUGUGUGAGGAGUAUAGUGGGGAGUGCCAGGUCCAUAGGGCCCGGGGGGGCGGCGUCUUCGGGUUGAUCAAUUCACCUGAUACACAAUGUCCCGCCCGCAGUAGCACAGUCUGUUUAUGUCAUGCGCAGACUGUAAACUACGCAAAAACGCGCUUGAGAAGUGGACAUUGCAGUGCAUGCCCAGCAUGUUGACAGCCGCAAUCAUUUUGCAGGAGGCGCAUCACAAAGUUACACUAACAACGUUUUUUUCUUCGAUACGGGUACUACGAGUUUCACUACGGCUGCUCCAAACUCUCAGAGGAGGGCUUAUCAAAUGUAAAAAUGUCUGGGUCUGGAAGAAUGCAAGACUUGUCAUGCAUAUUUCUCAUGACCCGUGGUGUCUGUAAUGCAUGACCUAGCAUUGCAGACCUUUAAACGGCUUCCUGAUGCACCUCCCGCAUGAGAAAUGCCCUGUCCGUGUAGCACAAACUGUACUCCUCUUGCUGGUCACGCAAUACAAAUUUUUUUAGAGUCCAAAAACAGCAUGAUAAGUUGCAAUCUUCCAGACCCAGACACUUUUGCAGUUGAUAGGGCUGUCUGCAGUACGAUCGCGUACUCUUCGAUACUAUCCUGUGCAAAAGUAUCGUAUUCGUAUAAAUGCAAGUCUUGCAUUACAAAUCUGUCUUUUAAGGUAAAUCCGCAUUACAAAUUUUAUCUCUCAUGCUGAGGAAGUUUGUGAUGCAUUUAUACGAGUACGAUACUUUUGCAGUUCAUAGAUACCCCCGGCGCACAAAACCGGUCGGAUCAACACCCGACGGUAUGAGGGACCACAACGCGUCGACUCCCGCCCCUGAUGCCCGCCGUUGUUUGUAUUGCAAAAUUGCAAUACUGCCCGCGUUGACAACUUGGUUCUUCGGCAAGCUAUGCAUAAUCUUGCAGACAGCACUACAGUUGUCCACCGCGCCUGCUACGCUAAAGUUAUUGUCAUGCAGAAGCUAAUAUGUCUGUGCUGGUUUUCUGUUGCUGUUCAUGCCAACAUACAAAUGUUGAGCGGGACGACGAGGUGGGGGAGCACGAGGACGAGCAGUUGUGCAUUCGCAUAGACGGUAAACACCUGCCUGAAGCACAUGGGUGAGGACAGAUACGAGCGCAGCGGCAGUCUCACGCCUGCCGAGCUGCGGGCACUGCUGAAAAUCACGAGACCCGCAAAGGACGGGAGCCGUGCUGGAGUACUAGAUUCCGCGGACGCUUCGGCUUUCUUGGAGACCGACAACAGUGAUAGAAUAAGUAGUGCUUCUUAUUGUGAGGAAAAAUCCCCCCUCCCCAUAUCGAAACGAAGUUUCUGAUGCUGGAUUUCCAUACACAAAUCAGAUUUGUCUUGCAGUAGAGGAAUGCAGGCAUAUGUCAAGCCUCAGUCGAGAGGUUUUGACGUAGGCGCCUAGCAUGGCAAACGUGUAUGCUCUAAGCCAAACAGCAUCACAAACCGCCUGCAAAAUGCGGAACGCUUUCUGGACUUGCCUUCUUGCAAGACAGACAGGAUUUGAGGUCGCAAAUGCGCAUCACAAAUUUUCAGACGGGUACGCUUUCGAUAUGGGGAGGGGGAUUUUUCCUUACGAUACUUCUUUAUUUGCUGAGGAAGCGGCAGCGUUUGACGCUAUCAAUAACGCCGAAAGGAGCGGGGGCCACCAAGAAAUGAAAAUAAAAACCACGGACGAUGCGAUUGUGUAACACGCCCGGCAGAUGAGUGUGCUGGACUCGUCGUGGCAAAUUUAAAAAUUAUAUGGUUUGAAUUUUGGCUUAGGAUCGGCAUGAACAUGAAGGAGAUGAAUUUCAUUACUUUUACUGUAAGUACAGAAUAGAAAAAGUUAAACCCCUCUUCCUCUUCAACAUGAGGGAUUUGAAUCACGACACAGUCCCAGAUGAAUACACGGACGGUAGCAGGAAGUAAUGAUCAUAAGUACGUGCACAAAAUUGUGCAAUGCACUGAAGCCCAAAAAUAACGGAAUCCGAUAUUUAAACUCGCAAAAAAGUGACUUGCAGCCCGUGCCCUCGCACAGGAGAAAUCAAAUUUCAAACAAUAGUCCGAUUGAAGAUGUCGUGCUCUGGUGGUCUAGUGCUACGGAGGAGUCGGAUCUCGGCUCGGUCAGCACCGCCGGUGGCUAAGAUUUCUGUCUGACACACGGAGCAGUGGAUCGAAGUAAUCUCAUACCAAAAAAGAGCCAGU
Amoebophrya sp. A120 is the source of this 11204-nucleotide messenger RNA. The record is from the annotation of a GenBank genome assembly. NCBI's taxonomy places the organism in Eukaryota, Dinophyceae, Syndiniales, Amoebophryaceae.